Colletotrichum lupini is the source of this 1155-nucleotide messenger RNA. RefSeq lists its product as uncharacterized. The record is from RefSeq and is a predicted model, not a curated record. Bases 1 to 1155 code for a protein of 384 amino acids. NCBI's taxonomy places the organism in Eukaryota, Fungi, Ascomycota, Sordariomycetes, Glomerellales, Glomerellaceae. The transcript has 5 exons.
AUGGCCGGCAAUGCAUCCCAUGAAAUUAGAACCGAGUCGAAUGGCCCUCUUGUGAAUGGCGUUGCCAUUGGCUUUGUUAUUGCUUCGGCCGCGGUCCUCUCUCUUCGACUCUAUACUCGCUUGGUUCUCCUCAAAACGGCCGGAAAGGAUGAUUGGACCAUGUUGAUUGCCAUGCUGUUUGCUCUUGUGGUUGGAGUAGGCACAGUCUUCGAAGUGAAAUAUGGUAUGGGUAGACAUGUUGAAAAUGUUUCAGCAGAGGAGACCAUGGAGCAAUUGAAGUAUCUUCUCAUCGUCAUUCUCCAUUAUAACAUGGGAAUGAACGUCGUCAAGGUUUCAUUCUUGCUCCAGUAUCGGCGUGUGUUUGUGUCGAAAGUAGUUCAGAGAGUCUGCUUCUGGGCAAUGGUAUACGUGGUGAUAUGGGCGUGCAUCCAGGCCACUCUCCUCGGGCUUUCUUGCCUGCCUAUUGCUAUUAUCGUGCCUAGCACCGCCGAACUUUGCCUCGAUACGCUACCUAUUUGGUACUUUUCAUCUGCUAUGAGUCUAGCGACGGACUUCAUGAUCUUCUGCAUUCCUUUGCCUUCCGUUCUCCGGCUCCAACUUCCAAAAAAGCAAAAGGCUAUGUUGUUUGGUAUCUUCUGUCUUGGCUUCUUCGUCUGCAUAAUCUCAGUCUAUCGCAUGUUCACCCUCCGCACAGCCGUCUCAAGCAACGACCCGCCAUGGGAGAAUAUCGGCGCCGCAAUCUGGUCCGCCAUCGAGCUCAAUACUUCCAUCAUAUGCGCCUCUCUGCCGACUAUCCGACCCCUUCUAUCCAAGUGGCUUCCCGGUGCGGGACUAUCAUCUGCCCAUAACAAAACCAGUGCGUACAAUCGAUACGGCUCCUCCUCAGGCAUGGGACGCGGAGCCUUCAAGGAGCUUGAGAGUGGACAACGAGAAGUCAGCACUGAAGAGCUCGUCCUCAAUGAUAUGAACGCCAGUCAGUCAAGCAGCAUGCCUUCGGUAUACGCACACGUCACAGCCGACCCAGAGAUGGGUCACAGGGAUCGAAGAAACAAGGGAAGUCAUCAAAACCGGAUCAUGGUGACCACCGAGACCAUGAUCAAGGAAGGUAGACAAUCUGAUACUAGCAGAAACGCUCAAAGUACCGGGAGCCAUUGA